AUGAGGAACUCACUUCGGAAUAUUGUGAAUACUCUUGUCGCAACUAAAUGCAUUUGGGUGACAUUUCUCGCCUUCGUGCUUCCUAUAAAGCUGGCGACGGAUUAUCCCCCUGAACUAAAACAGGAAUCAAAAUGCGCGUAUGUAAUUAUUGUAAUGGCUGUGAUGUGGUUGACGGAAGCCAUCCCAAUACCAGUGACGUCAUUGUUUCCGGUGUUCCUGUUUCCAAUGGUGGGUGUGGCUCCCGCAAGAGCGAUAAGCUCAGCUUACUUUUCGGAUAUUUCCAUGCUACUCCUAGGCGGACUGCUCAUAGCUUUGGCCCUUGAGGAGACGAGACUUCACUAUAGAAUCUCGCUAUACGUUUUGGUUCUAGUUGGAGCCCAGCCAAUGAUGUUAAUGCUCGGGGCGAUGGUGUCAACCUGGCUGCUCUCUUUCUGGAUCAACAACACGUCAGCCACUGCCAUGAUGAUUCCCAUCAUACUUGCUGUGUGUGAGUCUGUCAGGGAGGUUAGGGCUCAAUCAGUCGAAGAAAGCGAAAGCAAAACGCUUGUUACGUAUGAGGUUGAAAUGCGUGAUGUGACGGUAAACGAUUCUUCAGAAAUCCAAAAUGGAAGGACUCGCACAAAGAGCUUUCAGGAGAAUAUAGAAAGUCACACCGUAUUCAAGGACAAAACUGCAGAAAAGGAGUACAAGGCGUUGGCCAAGGCGCUUUGUUUCUGUGUUGCAUAUGGUGCAUUUUGUGGCGGCAUGGCAACAAUCACGGGAACCCCGCCAAAUCUUGUAUUAAAAGAUGUCGUAGACAAGUUCUACAGAGAUUAUAAUCAGAAUGAAUCGCCCAUAACAUUUACCUCCUGGAUGGCUUUCGGAUUUCCUCUCUCGCUUUUGACAAUGAUAGUCGGCUGGCUAUGGUUGUCCUUCAGAUUUCUUGGUUUGAGCUGCUUUAAAAAAAUGGAUCCUGAUACUAAGGCAGCGAUUAACGCUGCCAUCAAAAAGAGAGCAAAGUCACUCGGUAGAAUGUCAUUUGCAGAGUCUCAAGUUGUAGUCGUCUUUGUGUCCAUGGUAUUCUUUUGGUUGUUUCGGAAUCCUCCAAAUAUAGACGGUUGGGGCAAGCUGUUCAUUGAUGAAGAUGUUAAUAAUGGAUUAAGUUUGGUAUCAGAUUCAACGCCAUGCAUUCUACUGAGUACUCUGCUCUUCAUAUUGCCGGAGAAAAGACCUAACUUGUUCUGUUGGCAACAAGGUAGUCCGUCUUACACACCUAUCUUGAAAUGGCAGAUGGUUACGAAACGGUUACCGUGGGGUGUCCUUAUUCUUGUCGGUGGUGGCUUUGCCAUGGCUCGAGCUAGUCAGUUAUCAGGACUCUCCGUCUGGAUAGGAAAUCUGUUUCGAGACUUCGCCAGGCAGGAUCCAACUGUGAUGAUGUUCGUGAUUCUCAUAGUGGUUGGUUUUACAACGGAAGUGAUGAGUAACCCAGCUACGGCGCAGCUGUACCUUCCGAUUCUCAGAGAUAUGUCAGUAUCCAUAGGAAUAAACCCUUUGUACUUGAUGAUAGCAGCAACGACCGCUUGCUCAUUUUCCUUUAUGCUGCCGACAGCAGCGCCACCAACAGCCAUCGUGUUUGCGACAGGGUAUAUAUCCAUACCAGAUAUGGCAAUGGCCGGGUUUCCAAUGAAACUGAUUGGUAUUGCAAUGUCGAUGUUGGCAGUUAAUACGUGGGGAACAUGGUAA
Messenger RNA from Mya arenaria, 1722 nucleotides. Its product is annotated as solute carrier family 13 member 2-like. The coding region runs from base 1 to 1722 and encodes 573 amino acids. Gene Ontology annotation, biological process: monoatomic anion transmembrane transport. Gene Ontology annotation, cellular component: membrane. The transcript has 14 exons. Lineage: Eukaryota; Metazoa; Mollusca; Bivalvia; Myida; Myidae. Gene Ontology annotation, molecular function: transmembrane transporter activity. The record is from RefSeq and is a predicted model, not a curated record.